Messenger RNA from Mixia osmundae IAM 14324, 1185 nucleotides. RefSeq lists its product as uncharacterized. The record is from RefSeq and is a predicted model, not a curated record. Lineage: Eukaryota; Fungi; Basidiomycota; Mixiomycetes; Mixiales; Mixiaceae. The coding region runs from base 1 to 1185 and encodes 394 amino acids. The transcript is spliced from 3 exons.
AUGACAGCAAUCUCUAGCGCAGCGCAAGGGGGUACCAAUGGCGCGCACCGACCGUAUGGAUACGAUCUCGAACUCAUGCUCAUGGGCACGGGUACCUCGUCUGCCUUGCCCGCGAUCAGCUGUCUGACCGAUCCUGAUGGCAACGGCUGCGAAUGCUGCCUCAGUACGCUCAAGCCAGAGGGCAAGAAGAAUGUCCGACGCAACACAGGCGCAGUCGUGCGCUUGCGAGCACGCGAUGCGCACCCACCCGAGCGGCAACUCAUCGAGCAAGGCAGAACGAUUCUGAUCGAUUGCGGCAAGACGUUCAUGCAGUCUGCUCUCGAGCUCUUUCCCGCCAAAGGCCUCCGCAAGAUCGACGCGCUCAUCUUGACCCAUCCUCACGCAGACGCGAUAAACGGUCUAGACGAUUUGAGAGGAUGGACCCUGGGCGGAGUGAUACAGUCGACGAUGGAUGUCUACUGCUCUGCCAUGACAUACGGCGAAGUCAAACGCACGUAUCCCUACCUCGUCUCGAUAGAGCAUGCUACAGGCGGUGGUGAUGUUCCUGCACUGAACUGGCACGUCAUCGACACCGACAGACCUUUCGACGUGUUCGGCUGCACUGUCACACCCUUGCCUGUACACCACGGCUCGUACUUCCACAGAGACGAGCCUUACAUCUGCUUGGGCUUCCUCUUUGAUCGAGCAAUCGCCUAUCUGUCAGAUGUCAAUUUCAUACCAGAAGAGACCUGGCAGCUCAUCCGAGGAUCGAAAGAGAGUAGCAUACCGAUCUGCAUCGUAGACUGUCUUCGCAUCGUACCGCAUACUUCACACUUUGGUCUGCCGCAAGCAGUGGCGACUGCACGCCGAAUGGGCGCUCAGAGGACGUACCUCUUUGGUUUCGCACACCGCAUCACCCACGAUGCAUGGGUCUACGCAACGAGUGCACUGGGAAAAGGCAGACAUGCCCAUGAUGCACCCGAGCCGCUCAGUAAGAAUGGCAAAAGACAAAAGACCAAGGGUCUCGUCCGAGCGCCCGAAGUAGGCAAUGUACAAGCGCAGUGGGAGUCUUUCACAGAGCAUGCCUUGGAGGAACUAGAAGAAUGGGAGGGCGGACCGCGCGAGCCAAUCUGGGUCAGACCUGCUUUUGACGGCUUGCGGGUAUGGGUAGACGAGCAUGGCGAGGCGCGAGAUGAUGGCUACUAG